This is a messenger RNA of Lytechinus variegatus (green sea urchin), 14255 nucleotides long. Its product is annotated as cadherin-23-like. Bases 839 to 12871 code for a protein of 4010 amino acids. The record is from RefSeq and is a predicted model, not a curated record. Gene Ontology annotation, molecular function: calcium ion binding. NCBI's taxonomy places the organism in Eukaryota, Metazoa, Echinodermata, Echinoidea, Temnopleuroida, Toxopneustidae. Gene Ontology annotation, cellular component: plasma membrane. Gene Ontology annotation, biological process: homophilic cell-cell adhesion. The transcript is spliced from 68 exons.
AGCCAACCGUUCUUUCCCUUUUCAUUGUGUUUGUGAAGUGUAAAGACGUUCAGUUUGCUUUCGGGUUGUGAGAGUGAAGCCGGACCCUCUGUCACAUGGGAUAAGAGGCUUGUCUUAAUUCUCUAUGACUAUAGACAGAAGUCCUGUUAGUGGCUAACCCCCAGGACUCUAAGAAGAGCUGACACGCUUCUGGAAUGCUCCCGUUUGCUGGGAGACAGACAGGAUAAGAGUGGACAAGGAUUACUGACGUGAUGCCAGUUGGGGAUUCAUAAUAAAAGAAAAGAGGCACGGUCAACACUGUUGAGAGAUUCUAUGAACAAGUGGAGUUUGAUUAACUUGCAAAGGAUCAUUAACCCAAGCUGGAAACUGAGUGUUUCAUUUUAAGACUUGAUGGUGCAUAUCAUGGGAAUAAUUUGUCUGCUGCCAAAGUGAAGAGUCAUUAACUAGAGGGUCUAUUAUAACAGUUCAAUUGGCAGUAAUUGCAGACAAUGAAUGAUUUAUAUUUGUAUUUACAAACUUUGUAACUGAAAUGUUUCAAAGCAAUACAGAACUGGCAGAUUUGACCUUCCUCUUUUCAAAGGCUGAUUUGUUGAUAACGUCAAGACUUACGUAGAGUUGGAAAUCUAUUGGUCCCCACCAAUUUGAGUGUUGAUUUCUGCUCAAUUGGAUUAUCAUUGCUAGUAUUUGAAUCUUCUAAUACCGCAGCAUGUCAUUCUUUUCCCCAAUGGAGUUACGUAGUUAUUUUUGUGGAGCUUGACACUGUGAUAUGAAUUGGAACAUUACUUGGCCUUUUGUAAACAUUCAGUAUUGUUUCUGCUGAUUGAAAUCUGGAUUAAACAUGUCCAGAAUGUCUGCAGUUGGAGAGACCUUUGAUACAGAUCACCCUCUAUCCAUCUGCCAUGGUUGUCAAAACCUAGAGCAGUGUCAUCCUCAAAUCACAAAUGUUGGAGGAGGAUUCUGUUGCCAUGAGAACCAUUCAAAAAUAAUAAGAUUCACUUGUACAAGCACAUCUACUGACAUCUCAUCUACCACUCUGCCUGUGAUCUGCCAAACGUCUUCAUGGAGUCAGCUCCAUCUUACCAAAAGCAUCUCAUCCACCAAGGACACUCCUGAACUGGUUCUAGGACAGGACCGAUGCCUUCGAGGUGAUCCUCAAGACAUUGAUGAUGUCGGUUCCUCACCAUGUGAUCAUCACAAUCAAAGACAACGUAAAAGUCUUUCAGAAGCAUACCCUGAUCAGGGUCGCCCAAUGAGCCAUUGCUUCCAGAGAACAGUAUCUGCUUCCUCUAAGGCACCUAAAGUGUCUUUCAAUAGCAUAAGACAAACAAUAUCCUGUUCAUCACCCAAAUCUAAAACCACCUCAGGAUACUUUAGGAGAAUGAACACAAGAACAUUCCCCUCUAUUCCUGGUGCUGUAGCACUUGUUUUAGCCAUUCUUUCAUCUUGUGCAAUUCUAACUUCGGGUCAAGACCCUUGCAACCCAAACCCCUGUCAGAAUCAAGGAACUUGUAGCGGUGAGCAAGGAAGUACAUCCUACACAUGCACAUGUACUCCCCAGUUCUCGGGCCUUAACUGUGCCACAGAUAGAGACAGUAACGCUGCCCCACAAUUUCUCUAUGAUCUUAUCCCACAAGUGAGGAUUAUAGAGGGACAAAGCUCAACAAUAUUGGUGCUGACCUUGAAUGCUACGGACCCAGAUGGUGAUCAAGUGACCUUUGGCCUCUACAAUGACUUCGCAAGAUCGAUCUUUACUCUUAAUGAACAGACUGGACAGUUGUAUGCUGUUGAAGGGCUUGAUUAUGAGACCUUGGGAUUUCAAGUCACCGUCGAUGUCUUUGUAACAGACGGCAUCAACGAUCCUGUUCUCCAAAGUAUCUAUGUACGAAUCGUUGAUGUAAAUGACAAUGCCCCGCUCUUCACCAAUCUGCCGAAUAUUACCUAUGUCUUUGAGAACGCUACCAUUGGUCAUGAGCUCUUUCAAGUCAUUACCACGGAUGAAGAUGAUUUGUUUAACAGCAUUGUGACUUAUGACAUCUCACAAGUCAUCCCAAGCCAGCCGGGAGUUGAUCUGACAAAUUACUUUGUAAUUGGAGCACAAACUGGCAUCAUCCAGCUUGCUACAGCUCUCGACUACGAGCAAGUGACAGAAUAUCUUGUGACAGUGGUUGCCACGGACCUUGGGGUUAAUACUCGUCUCUCAAGCUCUGCUACAUUGACUGUCAGUGUUCUCAACAUCCAAGAUACUAGACCAGUCUUUAUCAAUAUCCCAUAUGACGUUACCAUCCCGGAGACAACACCAGUGGGAUCAGUUGUGCAAACUAUUACAGCUCUAGACCCGGAUUCAAGUGACGCAAAUACUAUCAUAUAUAAUCUUCUAGUCAGUGACAGCCAAGGUUACUUUGUGAUCAACCAGACUACCGGUAUCAUUACUGUCAACACUCGAAUGGAUAGAGACAACCCUGUCCUUCCAUCGACGUACCCGCUUAUUGUCAGUGCUGUUGAAACCAGUUCUGGAGGGGUGUCCUUCACGCAGGUCAGUUUCAACGUUACCGUCUCGCCUGCAAACGAUGAACCGCCAUCGUUUGACGAAAAUUCUUACACCGUCUCCGUCCCUGAAUCGGCGGCUACUUCUUCCCAACUCCCAGUCACCAUAACGGUUGAUGACGGAGAUCUGAUUACCGAUAGCACGAUAACGGUCUCUCUGCAAAAUGGCAACUCUGUUCCGUUCAGAGUUUCACCAACCCAGGUCUUUGGCAGUGGAGCAAUUGAUAUAUUCAUUACUCAGCCACUUGACUUUGAUGAUGGCACCAGACAAUAUACCUUACAGCUCUCAGCAGUUGAUGAGAGCGGCCAGGACCUGGCUCCCGUGACGGUGAUUGUUACCGAUGUGAACGAUAACAACCCUGAAUUCACCAAUCGACCAGAUGAUAACAUUUAUAGAGGGAGUAUUAACGAGAAUGACCAGACAGGCACGUUCAUCGUACAAGUGACAACAAUGGACAGAGACAGUGGACAAAAUGCAGCGGUCCAAUAUUCCAUCAUAAGUGGCAACCUGAAUGGUGUCUUUCAAAUCAAUCCUACAUCUGGUGCUAUCACAAACACCCAAGUGCUUGGACCUAACACCCCUCAGACAUACACCCUCAGUGUCAGGGCAAGCAAUCCUACCCAAGGUGUAGGAGUGAGUGGGGAGGCUAUUUCAACGGUCAUCAUUACCGUGAAUGAUGUCAAUGACAGUCCGCCUAGAUUCAGUGCUGAUGAAUUCACUGUAUACAUCAAUGAGGCUGCACAAGUAGGUACAACAGUGACCAGGAUCACGGCUGAUGACGAUGACAUCCCGGAAGGAGACCGACUCACUUAUGCCAUCACUGCAGGCAAUCUAGGAGGAUAUUUUCAAAUCAAUCCUGUGAGCGGGGAUGUCACUCUCCUGAGGCAGCUUGACAGGGAGCUUGAAUCUCAACACAACCUGACCAUCAGGGCCACCGACCAGGGAGCCCCGCCACAGACCGAUAUGACCCUCCUGAAGGUGAUCGUGCUGGACUUCAACGAUAACCCACCAAGGUGGAGCCAGCAGAACUAUGUGGAGAGCAUCCCCGAAGAUACUCCAGUCAACACUCUGGUUCUACAGGUGAUAGCCACCGAUGAUGAUGAAGGCAUCAACGCUGACCUUACAUUUGCUAUCAACAAUGCAAACAGCGUCCCUUUUGUCAUCGAUAAUGAGGGCAACAUCCGAACAUCUGGUCGUCUGGACAGAGAGAUGGAACCUCAAUACAACUUCCUGGUUACUGUGCUUGAUAAUGGUAGUCCUCAACAAGCCGGCAACCCUCCUGCUACUGUCACCAUCAACAUCCUAGAUGUCAAUGAUGAGCCACCCGUCCUUGAUGAGACUUCUUAUGAGUUCACCAUCGCAGAAGAUGUCAACUUCAACACUUUUGUUGGACAGAUUACUGCCACUGAUCCAGACCUCACAGGGACCCUGACGUAUACCUUCGUGCCAGCUGACCCCGACUUCAGCUACACGGCUGGAACCAUCCGGACCAAUGCCCAACUGGACGCCAACCAGCAACUGAUCUAUCAGAUGACCGUCUUUGCUUCGGACGGCGUGCAGAACUCGCAGUCGGCACCGGUCAUCAUCAAUGUGCUGGACGUGAACAACCAGCCGCCGUCAUUUGGGAUGGGCACCUACGUCAGGUCCCUCGCAGAAGACUCUCCAUUCCAGACUCUUGUGGUUGAUCUCAAUGCUACAGAUCCAGACAAUGGAAACACUGGACUGAUCAUCUACAGCUUUGAGAGUCUUAGCCGAACUGAAGGCCCCUUCACCGUCGAUCCUUACACAGGUGUCGUUGAGAUCUCAACGACUGCUGCCCUCGACAGGGAGACGCAGGACGAGUACACAUUGAUCGUUAUUGCCGUAGAUCAACCGGCCAGCGGUCAACCUAUGACUGGUACGGCUACGGUCUCUGUGAUUGUGACCGAUGUCAAUGACAAUGCACCCACUUUCCGGAACAUUUCCUAUGAAAUGUCGGUCUUUGAGAACCACCCGCUUGGCACAAAUAUUGUAACUGUAAAAGCCGAUGACCCUGACUUGGGAGUGAAUGCAGUGGUUCUCUACCGUAUCAUCAGCGGGAACACCAACAACAUGUUCAUCAUUGACGGUCAAGGGAACAUCAACCUUGGUAGUACUCCGCUGGAUCGGGAAACGCAGGAUCAGUAUAUCCUCAUCGUUCAGGCCUAUAACAGUGACCUGUCAGUGGGCACCAACCAAGUCCCUGUCAUCAUCAACGUCCUUGAUGUGAAUGAUGUCACCCCAACGUUCCAGCAACUGAACUACUAUCGGCCAGACUUGUCAGAGAACUCGCCCGUUGGAACCCCAGUCAUUACAGUCUUUGCGCAAGACCAGGACCUGGACUUGGCUGGAGAUGUGCAGUAUAGUCUAGUUGGUAAUCCCAACUUCUUAGCCAUCAACGGCGAGACUGGAGUCAUCUCGGUCACCGGACCCAUCUCUGAUCUCAACGGGUCUAGGAACUUCACGAUGACCGUCAGAGCCACGGACAAGGCCAGUCCAUUCCUCAGUGGCAGCGCAACGGUCACCGUGACAGUUGUGGACGACACCAUCCUCCUUCCAAUAUUUACCAACACCAGAUAUCCUGCAACUGUCGAUGAGAACGUCAAUGCAGAUACAUUUGUGACCAGGGUCUCUGCGACACUGAAUGGAAGCCCAGCUGGGAUUACUUACACUAUCGAUCCUAACGCCAGCCCUGCUGUCCUGGAAAUCUUCAAAAUUGAUGAAAACACUGGUUCUAUCACCACUGAAGGUGCCAUUGAUCGUGAGCUAGAGGAUUUCUACGCCUUCACAGUCUUUGCCUCCCAUGAGGAUAGCGUAGCGCCAGGAUCCACAUCGGUCUGGGUGACGAUCGGGGACAAGAAUGACAAUGCACCGGUCUUCACUGCUGUACCCUCUUCGCCUGUUAGUAUUCCAGAGAACAUGCUCGGGACUGUUCCUGUUGGAAUUUUCACUGCUACUGAUCAGGAUAUUGGGAUUAAUGCACAGAUGACCUUCUCCAUCUCUGGACCAGGGUCAGAACUGUUUAACGUCUUCCAGACAGCUAGCGGUGGAGGUACUAUCCUAGCAAUCAGUCCGCUGGAUAGAGAGACACAGGACUUCUAUCAACUCACUGUGACUGCUACAGACGGGGGAAACCCAGCCCUCAGCUCCUCCUUCCCAAUCAACAUCACAGUGACUGAUGUCAACGAUAACUACCCAAUCUGGACAAGCAAUGCUUAUGACGGAUCAAUAAAUGAGAAUAAUUUCACCUCCAACCCCAUCAUUACCGUGAUGGUCACCGAUCGCGAUCUUCCAUCGUCGAACAAUUUUGAGUACUUUAUCGUUGACGGUGAUCCAAUGGGGAGGUUCCAGAUUAACAGUAAUGGAGAGAUCACCGUGUCCAGUUUACUGGACAGAGAGGAACAAGGCUCCUAUCAACUGACCAUAGAGCUCAGAGACCAGACCAACUCACCACCAGCGCAGACCACCACCCUAGCACUCAUCACCGUCCUCGACGAGAACGACAACACACCAAUCUUUGACGAGACCAUUAUCAGGGUCAACAUCACCGAGGGGCCAUCCUCUCAGGGUAUCCCAGUCUACAUCAUGUCCGCCAGCGACAUCGACCUGGGAUUGAACAAGGAGAUCAUCUACGCCUUCGAAUCUCAGCAACCCCAAUCCGAUUUUGAGAUUAAUCCUGGGACGGGGGUGAUAUCGACUAUAACUGCCUUGGACUGGGAGAGUAUAUCAGAAUACACCCUCAUAGUGACUGCUACUGACCAGUCACCUACUGAACCAAGAACAGGAACUGCCACAGUGAUCGUCAGCGUCAACGACAUCAACGACGCUGCUCCUAUGUUUGUCCAGGACGUCUAUGGACCGUACAGCGUCCAGGAGGAGGUGUCCAAUGCCUACAUCGAUACCUUCCAAGCCACAGACACAGACCAAGGACUCGCCGGCCAGAUCACCUACAGUGUCAUAGGACAAUACAGUGACCUGUUCUUCAUCCAGUCUCAGACCGGGGUGUUGACUGUCAGUCCUGAUAGAGUUCUAGAUUAUGAGGACAUCACUGCAUUCAACAUCACUGUGGUUGCCACGGAUAUGGGUAACCCUGCCCUCUCCUCAUCUACAAUAGUGGGUAUCAAUGUCAUCAACAUCAACGACCACACCCCGAUCUUCCAAGGCCUCCCUUACACCAUCACCCUCAACAAGAACAUCACAACGGGCUCACUUGCAUACGUUGUCAGGGCAACGGAUGAUGAUGCUGGCAUCUUUGGGGAUGUCCGUUAUCAGAUCACCGAUGGCAACGUUGACAACAUCUUCAGGAUAGAUGAUGUGAUUGAUUCUUCUCGUGGUAUAGAAAGACAGACUGGUGAGGUAUUUGCGGAGGGACAGCUAGAGACCGGUACAUACCGUCUGGUGAUAGAGGCAAGGGACACUCCGGGAGAUGUACCCAACUCAAGAGCUUCCUCUACCACUCUUACCAUCGUUGUCACGGAUAUUGGUGAAUUGGCACCCACCUUCCCCGGCAGCUCUCUCUUCACUGGAAACGUCUUUGAGAAUGCACCAUUAGGACAACCUAUUACCAUGAUCCCUCCAAUAAGAGCAAUCAAUAACAACGCUAAUGGUCAGCUUGUCUAUACCCUCAUUGGACCGGAAUCACAAACGUUUAUGAUUAACCAACUAUCAGCCAUAAUCCAAGUUAACGGACCACUGGACAGAGAGACUAAGGACUUCUAUGAGUUUGAGGUGAUUGUCACCGAUUCCCUUGGUCUGAUGGCGAAUGGUACGGUUCAUAUCAACGUUCUUGAUGUCAAUGACUAUGCUCCUGUCUUCAACGAUUCUGUCUACAACUUCACCAUCCCAGAGAAUUCACCGGGUGGCUAUUACGUUGGAAAUGUAGCAGCGUACGACCUUGACGGGGACAAUGUCAACUUCUUCAUACAAACUGGAGGAGAAGACAAGUUUGAUAUUGGGGCCACCUCAGGAACGAUUACGGUCGCACCUGGUGCAGUGCUUGACAGAGAAGUGAAACCUUUCUACACUCUAACCGUCAUGGUUUCUGACCUUCGUGACCCGCCACUCAGUGGAACUGCCACCGUCUACAUCUAUCUCACCGACAUCAACGACAGUCCUCCAACGUUUGACCCCUCGCUCCUCGAUCAAACCAUUUCCAUCCCAGAAGACACGCCCGGCAACACACUCGUCACCACCGUUACCGCGACCGACGAUGACCUCAACUCGGUCAUAAAUUACCAGAUUGUUUCAGUGUCUGUCUAUGACGAGGAUGAUGUCGACAUCACAUCGUCGUUCGAUUACAGGACAGUCUUCAGCCUCAAUCCGAUUAACGGGAGUAUCAUGCUGACCUCGCCGGUCGAUCGCGAGGUCACCGAAGAGUUUGUGUUCACAAUUUCAGCAAGGGAUCUGAACUCUCAAGAUCCUAUCUUUGGUACAAGCCAGGAGCAUGCCCAAAUCACCAUUCUAAUCACCGACAUCAACGACAAUCACCCUGCGUUCCAGCCUCAAGGCACCACGUUCAUCCUCGGCCAGCUCCCAGAGUCCUUUGGAGCAGGAAGUCCCAUUCCUGGUAACCUGCUAGCCUUAGAUCCAGACCUUGGUCUGAACGGGGAAGUGAUGUAUGUCAUUGAGAAUCCAUCAAGUGUGCCUGUCACCAUUAAUCAGGACACAGGUCAGCUGACCCUCCUGACUACCAUUGAUCGGGAACAGCAGCCUUGGGUCAACCUGACCGUCCUGGCCGUCGACAAGGGCACGCCAUCCCUCAACACCAGCAUCCCCGUCUACCUGGAGAUCAUUGACAACAACGACAACAACCCUGUAUUUGGUAAUCAGUCCUAUACCACCUCGAUCAUAGAGAGUGCCCCCACUGGUUCGUUUGUGUUUAAUGUCAACGCGACGGAUGCCGAUAGCGGAGGCAACGGUCGCGUGACCUACAGCCUGAUCGGAGGCAGUGGGAAGUUCACCAUCAAUCCAGAUACGGGAGUGAUCACGUUACUUCAACAACUUGAUAAAGAGACCCAACCCCAGCAUAUGCUGACAGUGUUUGCUAGGGACAACCCAGGGGACUCGGAAGACAGUAGAACAGGGUCGACAACGGUCAUUGUAAAUGUGCUGGAUGCUAAUGAGUUACCACCCGUAGUGACCCCGCCCAUCUUCACCAUCGAUGAGGGUGGGGCGGCGGGUGACCUUGUAGGGGUCAUUGAAGCGUUUGACCCCGAUCACCCCGACGACCCGAAUCAGUCGCUGUACUACGUGAUUGUCAGCUCACAACCUGAAAUUGGUAGCACCCUUUUCACCAUCGACAAUGCUACCGGUUCAAUCUUAACAACUGUUCCUCUGGAAAGAGAUAACGGUCUGCAUCCAGCAAAGGUUGAUUUAAAUCUAAUUGUCUAUGAUGGAGGCGACCCCAACCUUGGUACGCCGGUCACCGCCAUCAUCUACAUCAACGACCUCAACGACAAUCGACCCAUGUUUGACCUUCCUCUGUACAAUGUGACCGUCGUCGAGGGUCAGUACAGUGACCCCAUCAUCACGGUUGUGGCCAAUGAUCCGGACGAGAAUAGCAACCUCCGGUAUGAGAUUCUUGGCGGGAACCUAAACAAUACAUUUGUGAUAGUUGAUGGAGGCUUGAUUCCAGUCAAAGCCCUGGACUUUGAAACGUUCAGAAACUACAAUCUGACCAUCGUGGCAACCGAUGACAGCGGGAAUACUGAUAUCACCUACGUUGCUGUCACCGUUACGGACGCUAACGAUCACAACCCCAUGUUUGUACCAGAUCUCUACAGUCUUUCUGUCAUCGAGAAUGAACCACCAGGCACACAGGUCGGAGUAGUGACUGCCGUCGAUGGUGACACUCAUCCAGACUACACCGAUAUCAUCUACACCAUCCUCACUGGUGAUAACCUUGGGAACUUCACCAUCAACACCACGACUGGCGUCAUAACGACCGCCACCAUCUUGGACCGGGAGAAGACCAGCGAGUAUGUACUGACGGUUGGAGCUGAGAACCCCGUUGGAGGCACAACUGCAACAGCAACGGUUUCAAUCAUCGUAAGAGAUGUCAAUGACAAUACUCCAGUCUUUGAGGAGAACCCUUACACCUCUACUGUCACCACCAACACUCUCCUAGUGGACGUCCACGCUGAUGAUCCUGAUGAAGGGGGCAACGGCAUCGUCAUCUAUGAGAUUGUAUCAGGAAAUGAUGAUAAUCGCUUCACCAUUGACAACAGGACUGGGGUCAUCACUCUUGUUAACCCUCUGGAAGGUCAACUGGUCAAGAACUACACCCUCGUGGUCAUCGGUCAUGACCUCGGAACCCCUCGUCUCCAGAGCAACACCACUAUUGACCUCGUCAUCAACUACCUUGGCCCCAACGCCCCUCCAUCCUUCGUAAGACCAAGCCAGGGCUCUACUGUCACUAUAACAGAGAACAAUGCUGCUGGUAUGUGGAUUAUUGAUGCUUUCGCUGUGGAUAAUGACUUUGGAGAUAAUGGAGUGGUGGAUUACAGCAUCCUACCAAACUUUGAUUUUAAUGAUUUCAGCAUCGACCCAGUAACAGGGAACAUCACCAUACUUGUGUCAGCCGAUAGAGAGAUGAAAGAUUCAUAUACUUUGACAGUAGUAGCAACAGAUCGGGGUAACCCUAGUCUUUCAACCAGUUCCACAUUUGUCAUCAGAGUUCUUGAUGAAAAUGAUAAUGACCCAGCCUUCCCAAGACCUGAUGGAAUGAACAAUCCAGUUGUGCUGAAUCUGAAUGUCUUUGAGAAUGCAAACGUCAGCGAUGUCGUCGGAACCGUCAGUGGUGCUAUCGAUCUAGACUUGGGGGCCAACGGGCAAAUAUUCUACCACAUCGUUGAGAGCACAGUGGAUGGUGUCUUUGUGAUCAAUUCAACGACGGGAAUAAUCACCGUCAACGGUUCCCUGGAUCGCGAGGAUAUCGGCGUGCACACGGUUCUCGUCAUGGCAACCAAUGAUGCUACCUACAACGGAACGGGACCGUAUAACGUCUUGGACAACAUCUCUUUGAAAGAAGUUGAGAUUACCUUGUUGGACAUCAACGACAAUGCACCUAGGUUCACAAGCACUGUCAUAUCUGCUUGUAUUCCCUUUGAUAUUAGACUCGGUAGUAGAGUCGUGUCUGUCUCCGUGGUCGACCUCGAUGGCGGAACCAAUCUUGGCAUCCGAUACUCGCUCACCGCCAUCAGAUUCAUCAACAGCCAAGGGGAGAGUACUGCAGCCAUUAAUGCAUUCAGAAUCAACAAUUUGACUGGUGAGAUCGUCAGUAAUCAGCAGUUUGGAGAGGCCUACUUACAGGGUUACUUCGAUAUGGUAGUCCAGGCGACGGAUAUCAACACCGGACAGUUUGCAGUCUCGUCGAUCAGGCUCUGUAUUCUGAACAACAAUCAGCGAGUCGUCGUGGUGAUUGAUGCAGGAAUCGAUGUUGUCAGGGAUAACAGAGAAAUCCUCAUACAGGUGCUCGAAAACAUCACCGGUGGUAUAGUAUUCAUCGAUGACAUCACAACCUAUCGUGACGAGAACGGAAACAUUGUGCCCGAUCAGACCCAAGUCUUGAUCCACGUGGUUGAUCGGAACACUGGAGAGGUUCUGGAUGCAAACCUCGUCACAAGUCUCAUAGACCAGAAUGCCAUGAGUAUAGAAGUUCUCUUCGAUGAUCUGGAUGUGGUGAAGGUCUAUCCGCUGUUUGGAGGAGGUGGUCUUGGUGGUCUAGGGAUAUUAGAAGCAGCCCUCUUGGCAUUUGGUAUCCUGCUCUUCUUAGGGGCUCUCAUCUUUGCCAUCAUCCUCUGCUGCCUCAGAAGAAGAUUGCUUCGUAAGAUGCAGGGAGGCGGCGUGACCCUAGGUAAAGCCCAUGCUGAUCUGCUCAAGGAAAAUCGCAGCACCAGCUAUCAAGGCUCCAACCCUCUGUGGCUUGAUGCGGAUACCAGCCAACCAGAUGACUGGCCGGAUAGCAUCUCGUUGCUAGGAGGAACGGUCAAGGAUUAUGAAGCUCAGGAAGCUACAAUGAAUUUCCUAUCUGAUGAGAUACCAGUAGAGAUAGCAGAAGAUGCGGUUGUCAUGACGUCCAUGGUCAGUGACAAGAGCAUCCGGAACAAGAUGGCCAAUGGCGGGAUCCACCGCAAUGGCUAUGCAAAUGGCUCUGUCUCAACUGUGAAGCGCGUAGACACCACAAAUCUAAAUGGAGGAAUCCGCACCUUGAAAAACAACGUUUAUGAAGAUGGGACCGUGACAGCACAUAUGGAUCAUCCUUGGGGUGGUGGCGGGGGUCUUACGGAGGAGCAUUACUCUUCCACGACGAGCGUCACUCGGUCGGCACCGCCACCUAGGCGUGACGAAACAGACAGCAGACAGUUCAACUCAUCAACCAGAUCCACAACGGUCGUUCGGGAGAAUCAGAACUCUUUGCGCCAUCGGAAGAUCCUGACGGAGCAGACUGCCGCAGAGAUCCGGGAAAUGCUUCAGGACAUGCCCCCGGCAGACCUAGAACAGGAGAGCGAAAUGGCCGCUGCUGCCUACCGCCAGCAGAUGGCUUAUGAGGCGGAGCUCACGCCGAUUACGGAAGAGGAGUCUGUCUCGUCGAGGUCUACGAACACCCGAGCAAGCAGCUACAGAGGCCAAGAUUCUCUAGAGAGGAACAAACGGAAUGGGACAAUCUCCAAGCAGUACCAGGACCCGAUGGCUAAGUUUGCAGGAGAGUCCUCACUGGAAGAGCAAUACAAGGAGGAAGAGAUUGAUGGGCAGGAUUCCAAGACCAAGAUCAAGUCCUACUCGGCCAAGAGAGUCACGAGCAAGGUGUACUCUGGAAGAGACAUGACAGCCAUCCCAGAGAUGGACUCAGGAGAAAUCACCAUGUCAUCUGUCGGUGAUAUUAAGAUUGUAAACAGCAGGAACAUCUCAUCAUCACCUCAGUCUUGCCCAUCAGAUCAUAUGAUCGGUGGCAUGGGAUCUAAAUUGGCAAUACAAGAUGAUCAUAGUUCGAUGAGUGGGUCAUCGAGUCCACCAGGACGAAGCUUUACCUACCAGGUCUUGCCUGACAGUGGUGGCAGCAACGCUGAAAACCCCUCGGUGGCUUCCCAUACGCUCUCGUCACAGUCCAACGACAGCGGGAGCAGGACAGGCGAAUUCAACCUCGCUAUGAUGGAUGACGAUGAUGACGACGUCGAUGUCGUGGAGGAGAGACGGGUUAGGAGAACGAUCAAGAGGGAAACGAGCGGAGGAGAUGCGAUGGGAGCGAUAGGAGGGGCGGGGCGAGGGUACACAAACAAUGGAUAUAAUGAUGAAGAAAGUGCUUUGUGAGAUAAUAUGUAGAUCUUUUAUUAAAUCUUCAUCUUGUUCCGUGUGCAUUGAGACAGAGCUGCCGAGUAAUAAUGGUUUCAGUAUUUAGUACUCAAAAAUGAGAAAAAUACUGAUGGUUUCAUGCAAAAUGCUGAACUUAAGUUUCAGUUUUAUUUGCUGUUCUGUGGUAUUUCUUUGAAAAUACUGAUUCCCUCACCAAAAUAAGGAUUUUCAGCUUUCUUUGGAAGUAUUCAAAUAUUCUUGCUCAGGUUAGCAGCUCUGUUGAGAUGAUCUUUGUAUGGUAUAUCACAUCUGUUGAAUAUUUGUCUUAAAUUAUUGAUAUUUGUAGAGUAUCUGUACAUGUAUGUAUAUUGAAAUAGCUGUUUUUAUUGUUCUUUUUAUGCCGAACAUGCUUGUGCGCUGAAAGGCUUGCUGGGCUAAGCCCAUGAUAUUCAGAGUCUCUUUGAAAGCUUGUAGAGACAUUAAUAAUGAAUAUGUGAUGUAAAAGAACAUUAAAGAUCUUACAUGAUUGCCUGUUCACCAAGAAAGUUUAUACUGAUGUUUUGUUCGCAUUUCUAAAAGAAAGUUGUGACUCUAGUGCCCUUAUACGUCUCCUGUAGCUCACUGAAGAUUUCUCAUUUCUACUACCUUUGCUUCAAUGUACACAUGGAAGUCUCCUGUGCCUUAAUUAGGCAAUUUGGGCAAACAUAUACCAAAAUGUUAUAAAUGAAUACUAUUUGUAACGUUUUUUCUGUGAUUGUCCUUUUCACGUUUAUACACACACACAGACUUGUUAAAGAACAACCUUUUUUAGUUGAAAUAAAGUUUCUGUGCUGAAAUAGGAUAAAUGAGGCAAAACAUGUUAUUACGACAAAUAUGAGAAAUAUUUGUGGAAACUUUUUAAGUAUUGUUGUACCCAUUUGUGUAUAUUUUCUUUGCUAUAUAUAUGUUUAUUACUUUACCUCAGAGUGUAGUAAUAUUAAUUGAAGAAGUAUAAAAUAUGCUUAAUCAUAGAAUACCAUACCAUCAAAUAAAAAAACUAUUGGUUGAUAAAUUAUAGAUUCAAAAUUUGCAAAUGAAAAUGAAAUAUAAUAUUGAACUCCAAUGUCAUUUGUAUAGGUAAAAGUUAAUUUACAUAAAUGAUUGUAAAAUAUGUUUUUCGUAAGUGUAUGAAAUCAUGUAAAAUUGUGUAACUGUUUAAGUACUUAUUGCAUGAGCAUAACAUUUUAAUGUCGGCUCAUUAUUUGUUACUACAUUUGUACAUUCUAGCUGCGUAUAAUAGAAUAUUUUUAUACUUGACCAUCACUAGAGCUCAGUCAGUACUAUAUAUCGUGUAUAUUUUGCAGACUUUAUGAUUUAAUAUUGAUAUUGAAAAUUAUGUAUUCUUAUUCAUUAGAUGAGUAAA